Nymphalis io (European peacock) is the source of this 1282-nucleotide messenger RNA. RefSeq names its product tektin-4-like. NCBI's taxonomy places the organism in Eukaryota, Metazoa, Arthropoda, Insecta, Lepidoptera, Nymphalidae. The record is from RefSeq and is a predicted model, not a curated record. Gene Ontology annotation, cellular component: microtubule cytoskeleton; nucleus. Gene Ontology annotation, biological process: cilium assembly; cilium movement involved in cell motility. The coding region runs from base 1 to 1242 and encodes 413 amino acids. The transcript has a single exon.
AUGUCAUCAAUACGAAACGGGGAUUAUCUUUCAUUCGGAGGCAACAAUUUCGGUUUGACAACAAUCGAAAGUUGGGACAGACACAACAAAAAAGCACUAAAAGGCGAUAUAAUUGGUGUAACCGAUAAAAACACGUCUACAACAAAGAACUGCAUUGUUAAAGUAAAUCAGACUUCUUGCAAUGAUUUCUGUGACAGUACUGAACAAUUAAAACAUAGAUUUAGGCAUAUCAACUACUGGAAAUCUGAACUUGAGAGAGCUAUACAAGAUAUUGAUGCCGAAAUCAAUAUAUUAGAAGCUUUGAGACAACAAUUAAAGAAUGCUAUGGACGUUUUGAAUAUUCCCGAGUACAUCGCUGACGAAUGUUUGCAAAUCAGACGUAAUAGAAUGCAAUCUGAUAUGGUCUAUGACGAACCACAAGACGAACUAUUCAACGAGUCCGUUCUCAUAGAUAACAUUAAGAGAUUACACAGAGAUAUGCUAAGGGACAUAGAAAUUCAACUAAAAAUGAACGUUGCUGCGAAAAACACACUUGAAAAUGAUUGGAGUAAUAAAUAUUUGGCAUUUAAGUAUGAAAGCUAUAAUGCAGAUUUGGAAACUAAAUCGGUUAACGUCAAAGACUCAGCUGGUGCGACGAGACUCUCUGAGGGACAAUCCAACGUUCAAUCGUGGGAACAACAUACAGUCACAGCGUUAGAACAAUUUAAAAACGCUAUAGACAGAUCCAAGGAAUUGAGAGAAAGAGUCGAUGCUGUUUUGAUAAAUUCAGCACGGGAUUUACGCUCACAAGAUAUAAGGGUCAACAAGGCCUUAAGUGAUAGAAUAGCUCGCACCGAACAAGUAAAGAAAGAACUAGAGAAUCAAUUGCAACUGACGCUUGCGAAGAUCGUGGAAACAGAGAAUAUAUUGCAGACAUUACACGAGGAAACGUUGAAAGUGAUACAGAGGAUCCAGGUCGCGCAAACGAGAUUAAACAUUAAGAACCGCAGACCGAACGUAGAAAAUUGUAGAGAAGGUUCAUUGAUUGGACUGAUCGAGGAGAUAAGGGACUUGAACGAUAGUAUGAGUCUAUUGCAAAAUAGAUCUUUGGAAACUGAGAAAUUGAGAGCCGAAUUAAUACACGAACGAUCGAAAAUUGAAAACGAGAUCAUCGUCAAGAUGAAAUCGUUGCAUAUCGAUAACGAAAGGUGUUUGUUUCUGAGAUCGCACUUCCAAUCAGCGGAGAAGUUGUGUGGUUUUUAAUUAUUUAUAUGCGUUUUAAGAAUGGUAAUGAAUUAUAAGC